AUGCCAACCACCCUGAGCAUGAGGGACAGAGUCCCAUGGCCAACAGAGCAUCAAAAACAGGAGCACAGCCUUCACAAGUGGGCUCUCGCUGGCAUCCAACACUGUUUCCCUUUCCCUGACGCGCCAAAAGUAGAUCUCAGAGAGCCAACACAUCGCCCAAGAUACCCGACUGAAUUCCGCUCUUCACCAUUGAACCCAGAGCCAAAGAACAAAUCCGCAAGCAAAACCCCUGAUCUGGAGUUUCGAGUACCCGAAAACUAUCUUUACUUGGGCAACUACCUCAUCCAUUCUCCAUCAGAUACUCUCCGCCGUCUAUCGAGAUACCGAUUACGCAGACCAGUUGUGCUUCGCGAGGAUUGGAAGGGUGGCUUGGACUUGAAAGCUAUGAGGAAUGCGGAGGCUUUUGCUAUAACUGCUGUUGGGGAGGUUCAAGAAGGUGAUGAUCGAUGCCGACAAUGCAGGAGAGGUCAGAGUCCCUUCGCAAUAUGUGUUGUGGUUUCUGGAUGUGAGAAGGGCGCGUGUGGAUGCUGUGUUUAUGGGAUUGGAAAUAAGGAUCCAAAGUGUUCGCUGUGGUUUGGGAAGGGGUUCUAUCCAAAAAGGAAAGCUCCAAGCCAUGUGAACACCCGACUGAUUGAGGAUGCAAUCGCUCGUGGUAAGUUAAGCUUUUGGAUUUGUUUGGUUGCUUCUUUGGCUAAUAACCCUAGGAUCCAGUCGUAAGGCCGUUCGGAACGAACCACCUCUUGACAUCAAAGACUUGUCCUGGGAUGAGUUGUUAGAGCAAGAGCGGACGAUACAGCAAGCGAUGGAUAUCACUGACGCAAAGGUCCUAGAGCGUUUGUAUAAAGACGAAGAAAGUGGUUAUGCCCAUUGGACUGUGAAGGAACAAGAAGAACUGCUGGCAACAUGGGAUGGACUUUCAACCAAGCUCAUGGAAAUCAAGAGGCUGUUGACUGUCUGGCGUUUGGGACUCCGAAAGAAAAAUGAACCAAAUACACCAGAGACGAAUAGUGUGCAAGAGGGACCAAAAGAAGCAACAAAGGGCAGUGGAGAGGGAAAGUGUGAAAAUUCAAGAAUGAUUAUUAAAUCAAAGGAGAAUGGUGAACAAGAAAAGGCUGCAGGCAAUGAAGUGGAAAAGCAGCACCACAAGCACUUGAAUGUCGCAAGAAAAAGAAAGGAUCCCCUUGGACCUGAUGAUAGGGAGCUUUUAGGUCCUGGAUUGCCAAAGAGGCACAAGACUUUUGAGUAG
Molecule: messenger RNA, 1246 nt
Organism: Hymenoscyphus albidus
Lineage: Eukaryota; Fungi; Ascomycota; Leotiomycetes; Helotiales; Helotiaceae
Source: the annotation of a GenBank genome assembly